Messenger RNA from Labeo rohita (rohu), 3272 nucleotides. It is a transcript of the gene grhl1, whose product is annotated as grainyhead-like transcription factor 1. Gene Ontology annotation, biological process: regulation of transcription by RNA polymerase II. Gene Ontology annotation, cellular component: nucleus. The record is from RefSeq and is a predicted model, not a curated record. Lineage: Eukaryota; Metazoa; Chordata; Actinopteri; Cypriniformes; Cyprinidae. The transcript has 15 exons. The coding region runs from base 157 to 1986 and encodes 609 amino acids. Gene Ontology annotation, molecular function: RNA polymerase II cis-regulatory region sequence-specific DNA binding; DNA-binding transcription activator activity, RNA polymerase II-specific.
AGUAUAUCCAAAAAAGCGAGAAAAGCCAACAAAACCCGUUCUCAUACAGGCAAUUCUAACGCAGCCCUCAUCCCAUCCUGAAAACGUUGCUCCAUACAAGAAGAAGAAGGAUCGGAUUUACAGUACCAACUAGAAAGUCCAGUUCGACCAUAAGAGAUGUCACAGGAGCAUGACAAUAAGCGGGCAGUGCUCGUGCUACAGAAUGAUCCGGCGUACAACCAGCGGCGGCCGUUCACGAGCGAGGAUGAGGCCUGGAAGUCGUUCCUGGAGAACCCCCUCACAGCCGCCACCAAGGCCAUGAUGAGCAUCAAUGGAGACGAAGACAGUGCCGCAGCUCUGGGUUUUCUAUAUGAGUACUACAAGGUGCCGCGGGAAAAGAGAACAAUAUCCCAGCCAAAGGCUGACGUCCUGGGCUCUGAUGUGGAUCCCAACAAAAGAAACUUGUUGACCACUCUCCAAGAGCCAUCGGCGGAGAACCGAAUCCAGGUUCUGAAAGGACUAAAUAUCGUUCUUCCAGGAAACCAGCACGGCCAGGACAAGAGAGGCCUUUUCCCCUCACCCGAUACUACGGUGACAGUAUCCAUUGCUCCUGGGCCAAACUACCCAGUGAAGACUGAAGGUCCAUCGCAUGGAUUCUCCGUCACAGUCCCCAAUCCCCACUGCUCAGAGCCAGACAGUCACAGUCACACGGUGGUUUUUGACCCUCAGCUCCCCCACAACCAGUUCAGUCCGAACACACAGCCACGCACCCCAGACUCGACCUUCCCAGAGAACUCAGAUGUGUUUGCGUUCCCAAGAGAUCUCCAGUUAGGCAUGGGACCCAUCCCGCAAGAGGACUAUGCCACUUUUGACACAGUGUCAGGUAAUAAUUUCGAAUACACAUUAGAAGCCUCCAAGUCUCUCAGACAGAAAUCUGGCGAUGGAACAAUGACGUACCUCAACAAGGGCCAGUUCUAUCCCAUCACCCUCAGGGAAACCGACAAUGGCAAAUUGAUGCACGGCCCCAUUUGUAAAGUCAGGAGUGUUGUGAUGGUGGUGUUCGGAGAGGAGAAAACCAGAGAUGACCAACUCAAGCACUGGAAAUACUGGCACUCAAGACAGCACACGGCCAAGCAGAGAUGCAUUGAUAUUGCCGACUACAAAGAAAGUUUCAACACCAUCAGCAACAUUGAGGAGAUUUCAUAUAACGCCAUUUCAUUCACAUGGGACAUCAGUGAGGAAGCAAAGAUCUUCAUCUCAGUGAACUGUCUGAGCACAGACUUCUCCUCUCAGAAGGGAGUGAAGGGGCUACCGCUCAACCUACAGAUCGACACCUACAGCUACAACAACCGCAGUAAUAAACCUAUCCACCGCGCUUACUGCCAGAUUAAGGUCUUCUGCGACAAGGGUGCAGAGCGUAAGAUCCGUGAUGAAGAGAGGAAACAGUCCCGUAGGAAGGGAAAAUGCCCUGACAUCAACCCUCCACUGGGAAACUUUGGGCCAGAUGUCAAGGUUGCCCUCCUGCACAAGCGCAGCGACAUCACUGUCUUCAAGACAAUGACAGACUUCGAGACGCAGCCUGUUCUUUUCAUCCCCGACAUUCAUUUCUCCACCUUCCAGCGUCAUCCUUUCUCUCAGGAGGAUUCAGAGGAAGGCUCGGCUAUGAAGAGAUUACCCUAUUCCGAGGAGGAGUUUGGAUCACCUCCUAAUAAGCUGGCAAGGAUGGAUGAGCCCAAAAGAGUUUUGCUGUAUGUGCGCAAGGAGUCGGAGGAAGUUUUUGAUGCUCUCAUGCUGAAAACUCCCACUCUAAAAGGCCUGGUGGAAGCGAUUUCAGAGAAAUAUGAUGUUCCUCUUGAGAAGAUGGGGAAGGUCUGCAAGAAAUGCAAGAAAGGGAUCUUGGUAAACAUGGACGACAACAUCAUCAAGCACUACUCCAACGAGGACACCUUCCAGAUCCAGAUGGAGGAAAUGGGAGGAAUGGUUAAGCUCACGCUGACAGAGAUCUGAGGAUCCUACGGACUGGUUUACGCAAGUCUUCCUGCUCUAUUGGGAAACCUUAGAUCCCUCACUGUCAUCUUGUAGUAUAGUCUAAUGAACAGUUUUGGGUGACCUAGUACAGUAUAUGAGCCUUAAGUACUUUGUGAAUUGAGAGAGAAAUAACGUAAAAGAUCUCUCUCAAGUGUUUCUGCCAAAUACCUUAAAGGUUUUGAGCCAUAUUUUCUAUUUUACCUGAGUAUACAGUCUACUAUUAGCUUUCCUCUUUAAAGUCAUAGCACUGGAGAUGCUGAUCUCUACAAAAAGGAUGAAUGAAUAGGAUGUAGUGAAAUGGGUUUGGGGAAUCCGCAUUGCUUCACUGUAUUGAUACUAACAACCCUGAGCAGUAUUUAGCGAGUACAGUAUAUUACCUUUUGCUCAGCAACUCUAUGAGAUGCAGUGUCACAAGCACUGUUCUGUAUACAUGUAGAGAAACAAACUUUUCUGUCCCAACGAAAAUGGUAAUUUUUUAUCAAUUUUCAGACUUCCUCAGAAAAGUCUGUUGUUUCUAAUAUAAACAAAUAAGGUCCAUACAACAGGCCCUCCGAUGAAUCCUUCAGGAGGGAUUUUCAAAAUGUGAUCCACAGAGAAUCAGUAUAAACCUUUUUCACAACAGAUUUAUAAUAAGCAGAUUAUUCUGUAUUGUUAGGAAAUGAUCUGUUUAGUUUGUUUAGUUUGCUAUCAGUGCAAUCAAUGUAAUUCAUGAUUACCAAAGUUCCAUUACAAAUCAUAGUUUUGGCCAAAAACACAGUAUCUUUGAAGACCAUCAAAUGAAUAGUGUUACAUUUAGUUUAGUUGGUUCCCCAUUAACUACUGUUUUUUGAUUGUACUGACCUCAGUGCACAUGCUGAAACUAUAAUUCAUAUUUCACUUCUGAUUAUGCAUUCCCCUUUCUAAAAAAUGUUGUUUCUGAUGAAAUGUACAGAUUUUGAUUCAUUUUGAUACACUCUUUGUAUCGUUGCUUUUGUAUAUAUUUAUUGAUAUGCUGGGAUGGGACUUUUUUAUAACUAUAACAAAAUUUUCUAUACUAUUUUAAUUUUUUUUAAUGGAAUCAUUCUGAAUGAUCUAUUUAUGCAAAUGGGAUUAUUUUUUAGAUUGUUGUUAAUGUCUGAUUUGGUUUUAAUAUGCAUAUUUAAGUGUUCUUAUACACAAAGUUAUUAUUUUCUUUUACUUCUCAACUGUUAGUCAGACAUUGUUCCUUUUUGUAUCAGAUAUACAUCUUAAGCUCCAAUAAAAGCCACUUGGGCCCUUGUAUUUUA